Messenger RNA from Podospora anserina S mat+, 2643 nucleotides. RefSeq lists its product as uncharacterized. The coding region runs from base 1 to 2643 and encodes 880 amino acids. Gene Ontology annotation, biological process: DNA-templated transcription; regulation of DNA-templated transcription. Gene Ontology annotation, molecular function: DNA-binding transcription factor activity, RNA polymerase II-specific; DNA binding; zinc ion binding. The transcript is spliced from 6 exons. NCBI's taxonomy places the organism in Eukaryota, Fungi, Ascomycota, Sordariomycetes, Sordariales, Podosporaceae. Gene Ontology annotation, cellular component: nucleus. The record is from RefSeq and is a predicted model, not a curated record.
AUGUCGUCCUCUUCUUCAACUACUCCUCCUGACACCAUCAUGUUGUCGGAUCCCACUGCCGAUAUUGGAGACGCCGUCAAUCGCAUUGACGUACCAGCUGGAGGCAACUCAAGCGUCCCAAAGACGAAACGGCUGGCUUGUAUGAUAUGCAGGAAAAGGAAGCUGAAGUGUGAUGGCAUCAAACCUAGCUGCAGCACCUGCUCCCGUCUCGGGCACGCCUGUCAGUAUGAUGAAGUCAGGAGAAAGAGCGGGCCCAAGAGAGGCUAUGUGAAGGCGCUGGAAGAACGAUUGAAACAAGUUGAGACCAUGCUUAAGUCCCAGGAGGUCACGUCAACAAGUCCGGAUGGAAGCAAAGCCAUGCCCACAUCUGUCGACAGCGGAUCGAAGCAACAGCGCCCUAUGAACCAACGAGCCGCUGCGACGGCAAACUUCAAUGUCACAGAUCCAUCCAUCGGGAUCGCAAGCAGCCGGGACAUGGAUCGAUGGCCAUUCAACCCCGAGUCUCCGAACAGGGUCGACGAGUUCAACUUCAAUAGUAACAUGAUGGGGAUGAGCGCAGUCGAUGGAAACUUCACGUGGGAGAUGAUUGGGCUGGGGCUGGAAGAGCCAUUACCUCCCCAAGAGACCAUCGAUGAACUUCACCAGAUUUACUUUGAAAAGAUUCACCCUUCAGUACCCAUGAUUCACAAAUACCGGUAUCUGGCUGCUAUGAACCUCGCCCCUGCACAACGCCCGCCUGUCUGCCUCCGGUAUGCCAUGUGGACAUUGGCAUGUUCUGUCACCGAAAAAUAUCAAAAUCUCAAGGACCUUUUCUACCAGAGGGCACGAAAAUAUGUUGAAGCGGAUUACAUCAAGGGGUACGGUGAACACAUGAUCUCGGUAGCUCAUGCGCAAACGCAUGUCCUUCUUUCGUCGUAUGAGUUCAAGUGGAUGUACUUUCCUCGAGCGUGGAUGAGCACAGGUUCAGCUGUCCGGCUGUGUCAGAUGAUUGGCCUCCACCGCCUGGAUGGUGCUGGUCUGGAUGUGAAGCAGUGCCUACCACCAGCUCGUGACUGGACAGAGCGGGAAGAAAGGAGGAGGACAUUCUGGAUGGUUUUCUGCCAAGAUCGAUAUGCGAGUAUCGGCACGGGGUGGCCUAUGACUAUUGACGAAAAGGACAUCCUGACGAACCUCCCAUCAUCAGACGAAGCGUUCGAACAUAGUCGCCCCGAACAAACGCCAUCCCUCGCAAACGCCAUGAGCCCUCAAGGUGCCGGGAAACUCACGGCUUUUGGCGGCAUUGUUCUUUUGGCUUGUUUAUUUGGUCGCAACCUCGUACACCUCCAUCGUCCAGAUGCAGACGAGCGCGACCACGACCUCAAUGGCGACUUCUGGAAGAGACAUCGUCAGCUGGACAACAUUCUACUCAACACCUCUCUAUGUCUGCCUUCCAAGCUCAAACUGCCAAACGGCUUGACGAACCCCAAUAUUGUCUUCAUGAACAUGUGCAUACACACCUCCACCAUUUGCCUUCACCAGGCUGCCAUCUUCAAGGCAGACAAGAACAGGUUACCAAACUCGGUGAGCUCGGAAAGCAAAGUCCGUUGCAUCACAUCAGCCAACGAGAUCGCAAGCAUAAUGAGAAUGAUAUCUCAUCUCGACUUGUCCGCGGUACGGCAUUUCUUCAAGUUUUCCAAGGUUUUAUCAUUGCUGACGUCUGUCCAGAUGAACCCCUUUAUAUCUUUCUGUCUUUACGUCUCAGCUCGGGUGUUUGUACAGUAUCUCAAGAGCAGGCCCGACGACAGCCAAACCGCCGAUUCGUUACGCUUCCUUCUUGCGGCCAUGAGUGCCCUCAAGAAACGAAACCCUCUGACAGAAUCCUUCCUGGUUCAGUUGGACGUGGAUCUAGAAGCCCUUGGUGUGCGAAUUCCAAAACUGAAGAGCGCUUUUCCACGAAGCACCGAUAGUCCGGGUCCGUCAAGGAAUCCACAUUCGAGCCAACUCAACCGCGUUCGCGAGGAAGCGACCAGGAAUGGUGUACCCUACACCAACGAAUGCCACUUCUUGAAGGGCAUGGGCGACGACGGCAACCCAGCAAACGCACCUGAUAUCGUCGAAGCCGACUCCCCGAACCCAAACAUCUCUGGAUUCCCAGCGACAGAGCCAGCCAACCUCCCAACACGCGAACGCGCCCAGGCUCCCUAUUUACCAGCACAGGGACUAAUGCCACACAGCUAUCCAGAAUAUGGUGCCCCAGAAAUAGACCCAGGCAACAACGACAUGUCCGGCACAUCACCCAGCGGCGGGCAGUCAAGCCGACCAACGCCGAAUUCGAGCACCGCAUCCGAGACGCUUUCUAAUCUGACGCCUGGGGGGAAUACGUUCGAGACGACAAGUCCGCCUACAUCGCUGAAGAAUCUGAUGAAUAUGCCGGGGACUACAACGCAGGGAGAGAUGGGGGCGAAUAAUGCUGGUUUUAAUUUCAACGACCCGCCUUUUGUGUUGGGCUCUGGGGUGUCGGAGUAUCCUGUGCCGAGCGGAUGGGGAGGGGCGGGGGACAUGUCUGUGCAGGCGGGGAUGACGCCGGGGACAGAGAGAAUGCUGCAGUCGAUGAUGGCCGGGUCGAUAGAUGCUAUGGAUAUGGGGUGGGAUCCGAAUACGUAG